AUGAAUGACGUGUCUCGUGACUUUCUGCUCAUCUCAGUGAUUGGUUGCAAACAGCAAGAAACGAAGAGAAGACGAGAGAAACGAAGCGCUAGAGGGAUGAGAAAGAGUGUUUGCUUGCUUUUCCGUGGGAACACUACAGCACAUGACGUCACAGUCGGUUUUCGAUUACGUGUAUCUUCACAUGGUGUACGUGGUCAGUGGAAUGGAGUAGAUACAAUCAACAGGUUAUUAAUGGGUCAGAUGUGA
Molecule: messenger RNA, 246 nt
Organism: Cercopithifilaria johnstoni
Lineage: Eukaryota; Metazoa; Nematoda; Chromadorea; Rhabditida; Onchocercidae
Source: the annotation of a GenBank genome assembly